Xiphophorus hellerii (green swordtail) is the source of this 4225-nucleotide messenger RNA. RefSeq names its product sorting nexin 10b (gene snx10b). The transcript is spliced from 5 exons. Gene Ontology annotation, biological process: intracellular protein transport; vesicle organization; cilium assembly. The record is from RefSeq and is a predicted model, not a curated record. NCBI's taxonomy places the organism in Eukaryota, Metazoa, Chordata, Actinopteri, Cyprinodontiformes, Poeciliidae. The coding region runs from base 126 to 743 and encodes 205 amino acids. Gene Ontology annotation, molecular function: phosphatidylinositol phosphate binding. Gene Ontology annotation, cellular component: endosome.
UUUCCUCCCCUCCUCUUUUUUGUUGGGCUUGUCAUUGCACUUCCUCUGUCUACUCAUAAAACCCUUCCUCUUUGUUUCACAACACGGUUCAUUUAGUUCAGCUCAGGAUCUCUCCUGCCGUCUCCAUGCAGCAGGUUAUCAGUGUCUGGGUGCGAGACCCGCGGAUACAAAAGAAUGACUUCUGGCAUGCCUACAUGGACUAUGAGAUUUGUUUACAUACCAACAGUGUGUUCUUCACCAAGAAGACUUCAAGAGUGAGGAGGAGAUUCAGUGAGUUUGUGUGGCUCAGACAGAAAUUACAGGAAAAUUCUCUCCUACUCUUACAGCUACCACACCUUCCACCCAAAAACCCCUUCUUCAGUCUGAACAACGCCCAGCAGGUUGCAGAUCGGAUGAAAGGACUCCAGAGGUUUUUGGAAAAAAUCCUCCAGAGCAAUCUGGUGUUAUCCGACAGCUGCCUGCAUCUUUUCCUUCAGUCCCAGCUGAGCAUUUCCAAAAUGGAGGCUUGUGUUGCCGGAAAGACCAGCUUCACCGUGGCCCAGGCUGUGCAGAGCUGCGGCCUGAGGAGAUUUCACUCAGAAGAGGACCUGCAGAGGGACCUCAGCGUGUUCUGUGACUCUGACUCAGAUAGCUCAGAGUGCAGAGAUCCAGGGCACAAGACAAGAGAGUUGACAUUAAACAAGUCAAGGAGUGCAGCUACCCUUGAUCUGAGGGGAACCUGCCAAGAGGAGAUGCUCAGCUGAUCGCCUGGUUCUGUAUGAAAACUGAAAACUACUGAAUGAAAGUUCGAGUCUAUUUACUUGAUUCAUGUUCAUCUUUCUGGAUGUGAAAUCACUUUAGGAAAAGCAACUUGUUACCUUUCCCUGAACCAUUUUCACGUUUGUGUAAUUUGCAUUGUCCUAAUUGGAAAGCCAGUUUCACAAAAUCAGUAAUUAUUUUAAUUUCAGCUUCCAUUUGUGUGCUGUGUAAAUAUGGCUUGAAAACAUAUUCACACCACUAGAACUUAUUCACAGUGUCUUAUAGUAUAACGUCAGACAUAACAAUUGUUAUGUUGCAGACCGACAAAAACUGAAAAAUGUGAGAUGAGUGAAGCGUGUGCUUAUAUUCAGCCACGUUUCCUCUGAUACCCCUUGAUUAUUUUUUACAGCAGGAUGAAGUCAUAAAACCACAUACAAAACAAAAUGCAUGGUGGAAAAAAGCAAACAAACACUAAAUAUAACAACAAACACAACAUCCUCAUCAUGAAAGAUGGUCAGAGUUGAAUGGAGAGAUGAAUGGCACUAAAUUCACAGCAAUACUGGAUGAAAAACUGGUAGAGGCUUGAGACUGAUGUAGAGGUUCACCUUACAGCAGGUCAUCAACCCUAAACAUACUGUAUACCCACAGCAUGUUCAUGUGGCAAAACGGCCCUGUCAAAGUACUAACCUAAAAAUAAUUGAGAAUCUGCUGCAGAAUUUGAAAAAGAAUGUUUAUAAACACUCUCCAUCCAACUUGACUUUACUUAGCUAUUUUGGGGGGAAAAAAUGGGUAAAAGUAUCAAUUUGUUAAUGUGCAAAGCUCAUUUUUCAGACUCCUAUUUCUGAAACAACUUAUUUUACUUCUGUGUGUCAACUAGAUUACUUAACUACGUCGCCGAAAGUGACAAAAUGUGUGAAAAAGUUUAUUCGGGGGUAUGAAUGCUUUUGUAAAAUUAUCCAUAAUGUUUUGUUGUAUUGUGAUAUUACACUGUGUGCAUGGUAGAAAAUGUGUAGUAAUGUUGCGCCUGUGGGUGGCAGUGUUGUCACACUUUAUACAUUUAUCUCUCGGAAGCAUGUGCUGUAACUGUGUGUUGUAGCUUUAUAAAUUAAUUUUGACAGAAGCAUGACAGAGUUUGCUCAUUCGUACCAAGAAAAUGUCCCAAUAGCAGGAUAAUAUGUCUAGCAGUCAUAGCCUGAUGUCACGGUAUAGGUCUCCAGUGUGGGAAGCUUGUCAUCUGGUGGCCACUGCAGUGCUUAGCAGGAUGACAUGUUUAAUAAGGUCUCAGCAGAGUUUCUGCACACACACACCCCUGUCAGGUGUGUGACGGGCAGGAGGUUCUCUGGACUCCCACUGGACUCACUCCUGUCUGAGAAGGCCACCAGUAAGACAGGAAACAUUGCUUUCUGCUGAGCAAAUGCCAGCUGUGCUGACAGGCUGCUCCUUUAAUCUGUCUGCCUUGCUUUGUGUUAGUUUGAGACCGUUCCUUGCAGCUGUUUCUGCUACUGUGUGUGUCUCCUUGUAUUUGAGGCAUUGUAAGGAGUAUUUUCCUAACAUUUGUACCAUGUUGUGUGACUCAGAGCUUGAUUCCCAUAAGAAGAAGUAUUGUUUUGGGGCUUUUAGGUUAGUUUUAGUAUGGUUAGAAGAGACAAUCAUGCUGAAAACAUCUUCCUACACGGACUCACAAUCAAGCUGUGGGAAUGUUAGUUUCUCAGCAGCUAUGAGGAAGUAGCUGUAGAGGUUAUUAUAAGAUGGAGUAAAAUAAACAACAUCUUAGAAGGAAAACUUGUUUGAGGUGCCAAAAGAUUUGAAACAGGUGAAGAGAAUCAGGACACAAACCUGAAAUGUAUAAUUAGAGCUAAGCUGCAGCAGUUUAGAUCAAAGACAUUUCAGAAUGGAUCUAUCAAUAUAAUAAUCUAAACCCAGUUGAUAAUGUAUGGCGAUUGCUGGAACUUGGUUUGUUGUUGGGAGUUUGUAGGUUCUCGCCUUACAUAGGCCUUACAUAGGCCGUAGAUUAGCUGUUUCCCUGUGCAGCAGCUGAGGAGUUCAUUAUAAAUUCAGAACUGGCUUGUAUUAGGAAGAAGAGGUGCAGGUAGCCUUUCUUUUCUAAGGAUAUCUUGUCAUAUAUGUGUGCAUAUGUUACAAUACAGUACACAUUGUUAAAAAAAAAAUCAGACCAAUGUUUGAGUGUGUGCUGAAGACAGUUCUUUUAUCUGAUUAUUCAUAAAGAGGUUAGCUGUUAGCUGUUUUUGAGCUUAUUGUUUCUAAAGCUAAAAUAUAAAUAGUGUAUGUUGUUUCAUAUCGAAACUAAAGUAUUAGACCUUCAACUAGGAAUCUUAACAAAAAGGUUAAGUGAAACACUGAUUCAUUAUUCCAAUUCCAUUAUUGUCCAAUUUAGCAGAAGUGGAAAAAAAAACCUGUACUCUACAUGUUCUUUUCAAGAUGUUGUAAUAAGUGAAGUUUUUUUCCCCGUUAAAACUUGAACAACCAACACGAGUUUUUUAGCCAACUCUUGUUUUAAGAUACAGCAUAUUUUAACAUCCUCUAACAACCCAAGUCAUCAAUGACUUUAGAGAAAACAUACAACACUUAAAAGAUCCCAUCUGUCACUUCUCUCCACAUUUCCAAUCCGAGCAGAGCUGUGGUUGGAGUCGGUGAUUUUCUCCCAGACAAGACAGCACAGAGACACACACAAGUCAAACACCUCAGGUAAAUUCAAGGAUUCAAGGAAUUCAGAUAAAUGUUUAUUGGCCAAGAGACCUAGCUGCCAUGUUUUUGGAUUCAGAGAGGAAGUUAUGUAUCUGGAGAGAACAAACAAAUGCAGUAUUACACCAUACAAUCUCCACACUAGGAGGGACCAACCAGGAUUUCAACCUUGUAACCGCACCACGCUACUGUCCCUCAUAUCUUCUUACUCUUCUCCUUAAAGACAGAUUUUAAAUGGAUGUGGAAAUAUAUUUGCCCCCCUUGUGAAAUAAAGAAUUAACUAAGAUUAAGAAUAUUUUUUGGUUAAAAUUUAGCAGCCAGUUUCUCCACUAAUGUCUGAAUUGAAAUGUUUAAGCAUUUCAGGACUGAAACUGUUGGGUUUCAUUCAGCCUGACGGGGAAUAUUGAAUCAAAUUUUAAUGGUCUGUGACUCUGGUAUACCGGCCAUUAACUCCAGGCUACUGUAAUCUGUCAGCAAAGCUCUUCUGCCGUAAAACCAGUAACUACUAAAAACAGUUUGGUCCGCUGCUAUACAAACAUUGUGUGAGCCUCUAUAGAGGUGCAAGAGAUUUGAAAACAUAGUGAUUCAGUAAAAUCAUCAGAGAAUGUGUUCUAUAAAAACAACAAAUGCUUUGUUUCUAUUUUAGUGUGAAAUUAAUGACUAUAGUUUAACAGUAAAUAGUAAAAGAUUGGACAGAGGGAUGAGCCUUCUCUGAGAGAAGUGUCUGCCUCAUACCACAACAUCAUAUGUGUUUCUACAUCUAAUAAAUCCCAUCUCAAAUCUG